Molecule: messenger RNA, 17761 nt
Organism: Pelobates cultripes (western spadefoot toad)
Lineage: Eukaryota; Metazoa; Chordata; Amphibia; Anura; Pelobatidae
Source: the annotation of a GenBank genome assembly
GCUGGCUGUCCCCGCCCCCUGCCGGUGUCGGCCCCUUUAACUCUCGGCCUACGUGGCAGGCCAGGCAGUGAGCAGCGCUCUCCGGGGAGGGGCCCACACUCAGCCCGACGGAGGAGGGGAGAGCCGGCAGCAGCAUCACCCGCAGCAUGGGCACCAACAGCGACCUCAUGGGGACCGCCGAGGACUUCGCGGAUCAGGUGAGAACCCGGAGGCCACAGCCAGGGGCCACAACAUAACCAGGGGCCACAGCCAGUGUAACCAGGGGCCACAGCCAGACAGUGUAACCAGGGGCCACAGCCAGACAGUGUAACCAGGGGCCACAACAUAGCAUGGGGCCACAACAUAACCAGGGGCCACAGCCAGUGUAACCAGGGGCCACAGCCAGACAGUGUAACCAGGGGCCACAGCCAGACAGUGUAACCAGGGGCCACAGCCAGACAGAGUAACCAGGGGCCACAGCCAGACAGUGUAACCAGGGGCCACAGCCAGACAGUGUAACCAGGGGCCACAGCCAGACAGUGUAACCAGGGAAAUACAGCCAGACAGUAAACCAGGGGCCACAACAUAACCAGGGGCCACAGCCAGACAGUGUAACCAGGGGCCACAGCCAGACAGGGUAACCAGGGGCCACAGCCAGACAGGGUAUCCAGGGGCCACAGCCAGACAGUGUAACCAGGGGCCACAACAUAGCAUGGGGCCACAACAUAACCAGGGGCCACAGCCAGUGUAACCAGGGGCCACAGCCAGACAGUGUAACCAGGGGCCACAGCCAGACAGUGUAACCAGGGGCCACAGCCAGACAGAGUAACCAGGGGCCACAGCCGAACUUGGUGUAACCAGGGGCCACAGCCAGACAGUGUAACCGGGCCACAGCCAGACAGUGUAACCAGGGGCCACAGCCAGACAGUGUAACCAGGGGCCACAGCCGAACCCAAUUGUAACCAGGGCCACAGCCAGGCAAUUGUAACCAGGGGCCACAACAUAACCAGGGCCACAGCCAGACAGUGUAACCAGGGGGCCACAGCCAGACAGGGCAACCAGGGGCCACAGCCAGGCAAGUAUCCAGGAGGCCACAGCCAGACAGUGUAACCAGGGGCCACAACAUAUGGGGCACAACAUAACCAGGAGGCCACAGCCAGACAGUGUAACCAGGGGCCACAGCCAGGCAAUUGUAACCAGGGGCACAACAACAUAGCAUGGGGCCACAACGCAACAGGGGCCACAGCCAGCAGGUGUAACCAGGGGCCACAGCCAGACAGUGUAACCAGGGGCCACAGCCAGACAGUGUAACCAGGGGCCACAGCCAGACAGUGUAACCAGGGGCCACAACAUAGCAUGGGGCCACAACAUAGCAUGGGGCCACAACAUAGCAUGGGGCCACAACAUAGCAUGGGGCCACAACAUAACCAGGGGCCACAGCCAGUGUAACCAGGGGCCACAGCCAGUGUAACCAGGGGCCACAGCCAGUGUAACCAGGGGCCACAGCCAGUGUAACCAGGGGCCACAGACUGUGUAACCAGGGGCCACAACAUAGCAUGGGGCCACAGACUGUGUAACCAGGGGCCACAACAUAACCCAGGGGCCACAGCCAGUGUAACCAGGGGCCACAGCCAGUGUAACCAGGGGCCACAGCCAGUGUAACCAGGGGCCACAGCCAGUGUAACCAGGGGCCACAGCCAGACAGUGUAACCAGGGGCCACAGCCAGACAGUGUAACCAGGGGCCACAGCCAGACAGUGUAACCAGGGGCCACAGACUGUGUAACCAGGGGCCACAACAUAGCAUGGGGCCACAGACUGUGUAACCAGGGGCCACAACAUAGCAUGGGGCCACAGACUGUGUAACCAGGGGCCACAACAUAGCAUGGGGCCACAGACUGUGUAACCAGGGGCCACAGCCAGCCAGUGUAACCAGGGGCCACAGCCAGCCAGUGUAACCAGGGGCCACAGCCAGCCAGUGUAACCAGGGGCCACAGCCAGCCAGUGUAACCAGGGGCCACAGCCAGCCAGUGUAACCAGGGGCCACAGCCAGCCAGUGUAACCAGGGGCCACAACAUAACCAGGGGCCACAGCCAGACAGUGUAACCAGGGGCCACAACCAGACAGUGUGACCAGGGGCCACAGCCAGGGGCAGACGCUGUGUGACCAGGGGCCACAGCCAGGGGCAGACGCUGUGUGACCAGGGGCCACAGCCAGGGGCAGACGCUGUGUGACCAGGGGCCACAGCCAGGGGCAGACGCUGUGUGACCAGGGGCCACAGCCAGGGGCCACAGCCAGGGGCAGACGCUGUGUGACCAGGGGCAGACACUGUGUGACCAGGGGCAGGCAGUGUUCCCAGGGGCAGGCAGGUGGACCCAGCCAUCCAUGACACUCUCCACAGACCGCACUGUACCCACAAUCAGGGGUCCAGUUAUGGCAUCAUCCAUGACACCUUCCACAGACAGCAAUGUACCCAGGAGCCACAGUCAGGGGCCCAGCUGUAGACUGACAGUGUACCCAGGGAUCAGCCAUCCAUAACACUCUCCACAGACCGCAAUGUAUCCAGGAAACCGGCCAUUGCACUCUCCACAGACAGCACUGUACCGAGGGACCAGCCAUAGACAGGGUCCACAACCAUGGCAUCAUACUCCGUACUAUACCCAGCCAUAGCACCAUACUCUGCACUGUACCCAGGAACCCAGCCAUGGCACUGUACUCUGCACUGUACCCAGCCAUGGCAUCAUACUCAGUACUAUACCCAGCCAUAGCACCAUACUCUGCACUGUCCCCAGCCAUGGCACUAUACUCUGCACUGUACCCAGGAAACCAGCCAUCCAUAACACUCUCCACAGACCGCACUGUACCCAGGAAACCAGCCAUCCAUGACACUCUCCACAGAACGCACUGUACCCAGGAACCCAGCCAUCCAUGACACUCUCCACAGACCGCAAUGUAUCCAGGAAACCGGCCAUGGCACUCUCCACAGACAGCACUGUACCAAGGGACCAGCCAUAGACAGGGUCCACAACCAUGGCUUCAUACUCAGUAUUGUACCCAGCCAUAGCACCAUACUCGGCACUGUACCCAGGGACCCAGCCAUGGCACUAUACUCUGCCCUGUACCCAGCCAUGGCACCACAGAGAGCCCUGUACCCAGCCAUGACACCACAGAGAGCACUGCACCCAGCCAUGAUACUAUAGAGAGCACUGUACCCAGGGACCCAUCCAUGGCACCACAGACAUACAUUAUUCCCAUGGUGCAACUGAAUCCCCAUUUUUGUGUGUGCGUUGUUCAUUCAUCUGUAUUUUGUAUACAUUUUUUGUCUCUAAGGCAGCCCAAAUCCCUCUGUCCCUCUUUCUACCCCAAUGUCCCUCCUUUCUAGGAGAUCCAUAUUGUUGGUGUGUCUGGGUGUACAAUAGAGCUGCAAAGCAAAGUGUCUUUAAACUACAAUAAAUGUGUUUAGAAAUCAGUCUGUGGAAAUGGGACACACUGUUCUUGUUAUAAAUCACUUUUUAGUUGUAUAAAUUAAGUCAUAGCCCCGCCCCUGGCCACACCUCCACUCACACCCCUAAAAUUAAAGAAUCUCUCUUUGUCCAUUUGAAAUGUUGGGAGAUAUGAAACCUGUACCCAGCCAUGGCUUCCUCGACAGACCGGUUAUCCAUGGCCGUCUCCUUUGCCUGGCGAGGCUACUUGCAUCCAGCCAGUCCUCAUGCACUUAUCUAUUCCUAGCUGAACCUGGGCACGGCCCACCAGUCUGACACUGGGUACCGUCUCGGGCACGGCCCACCAGUCUGACACUGGGUACAGGCUUGGGUUCGGCCCCACACUCUGUACCAACCCUGGGCAAGGCCCCAAAGCCUCACACUCUGUACAUAUAUCUGAAGCCCAGGCCUGAUCUUCACUCACAUGGGCCUAGUGUACUCUUUCCAACUUGUACCCAGAUCUAUUAUAUAAGAUUUGCACUGAUCUGGGCACCACAAGACAUUACAUAAACGGCCAUUCUUCAAGGAGUGGCACAGUCAAACUUGGUGCAGGGGCCGGCUCUGUAUCAAGCUGGGCACGGUGAUACAUGGCGUGGGGGGCGGUUCUGUAUAAAGCUGGGCAUGGUGAUACCUGGCGCAGGGGCCGGCUCCAGAAGCUGGGCACAGUGAUGCGGGGGGGCGGUUCUGUGUAAAGCUGGGCACGGUGAUACCUGGUGUGGGGGCAGGUUCUGUAUAAAGCUGGGCACGGUGAUACCUGGCGCAGGAGCCGGCUUAGUAGAAAGCUAGGCAUCGUAAUUCAUGGGGGGGUGGGGGCGCAGGCUCUGUAUAAAGCUGGGCACGGUGAUGCAUGGCGUGUGAGGGCAGGCUCUGUAUAAAGCUAGGCAUCGUAAUUCGUGGGGGGGCAGGCUCUGUGGAAAACUGGGCAUGGUGAUACCUGACAACUGUCUAACUGGAAUCUGGCCUAUGGGUCUGCUCUGAAUAAAACUGUAAUGAGGUGCCAACUGUACCUGCCUGGGCAUAUCCUCCAUACCUGCUCUAUUCUAGGUCAACAAUAUGAAAUAUCCUGCAAAUGCCUGCCUCCUCCUAGCCUACCUGUGGUGGUGCCUGCCUCCUCCUAGCCUACCUGUGGUGGUGCCUGCCUCCUCCUAGCCUACCUGUGGUAAUACCUGUCUCAUGAGCCCGUAUCCUGAUCCUUGAUCGUAAAACAGAUACCUAUUCGUCAUAAUAAAAGCUGCAAGACCUGCGCACUUUGACCAAAUAUAUACCACUGAAUAUAUUUUAAGAUGUAACUUCUAAUUAGGGCUUGUUUGUACGUGUCAAGUGCAAGGGGUUUAAUUCUGGGUUGUUACAACUCCUUUAUUUUUAUUCGGGGUUUUUUUUUAUUUUUUUUAAACAUACUGCUCUAUGUCAGCAAUACAUAAAUUGUGGGUAGAUAGCUAAUUAUGCGUUUAGCAGCUCUCCAGUUUUCUGUACGUCAUCACAGCAGCGGCUGCCACCAAUUGCAAUUCAGAGUGAAUGACACGGCAGAUCCUAGCUGAAAUUAUUCCAAGUAAUUAGACGUCAGGAUUUCUUAAAUGCCAGUUUGCCUUGUGGGGAAAACACAAGAAUUGUCUAUAAUUUUUAUUUUAUUUAUUUUUUAAAUCAUGCUCCUGGUAAGUUCUAAUGGAAGUUUCUUAACUCCCCCGUGUCCUGUAUCAAAAUCUGGCGCAAGGUCAUAAUUGUGUUACAGUUCUUUUUAAAAUUCUCUCCCAGAACUAACUUGGUGAUAGUUCAUGAGAAACCACUAAAAUUAUAAACUUCAGUGAUCUGAAGUGGUCAUGGUGCCUCACACUAUAUGUGCAGGUCGCUUUGAAACUCUCCAUAUACAGAGAUUGACCCCUUGGCUAUCCGAGGUGUAACUCCAUCUCCUAGCAGUGUCCUUAGCUAGCCUAGAACAAAGGUCCAGACUGGCUAGUCAGUUCUGUGCAAAAUUGGCUUCUGAUGCCAGCAUGCUGGUGCUGGACAGCCAGUGGUGGCAUAGCCCUCCUCGAUACUGACCUCUCUCCAGCGAGGGGGAGUGAUCUGGAUGGGAGCACUACAGCCCUCAAAUUGGCAAUCAUUAUUCAUAGCAAACUUCUAUUUAAAGAUCCUACUUUUUAGUCUACAAUUUGAGGCUGGGAGGCAGUGCACAGCUUUCUUAAUGAAUUGCAGUUAAAUAGCCUAAAGUGGCUAAGCUGCUACUGUAGCUGUGAUUUUCUCCAAGUGUGCUAUAUUUGCCUAAAUAUUGCUGUCUUGGAUUUCAUUUUGCUAAAAUGUUGCAUUUAGUGUUUCUAUAUAAAACAUCAAUCUCCAUUGUACAACGCUGCAGAAUAUGUUGGCUUCAUUUAUCGAUUUUUAUAUAGCCUCUGUGUAACAACAAAAAAAGCAUAAACCAGCCAUUAAACCGUUAACAUUCACCACUAAAUAUUUAUCUUUUAUCUCUGCUGACGCUUGGCAGAUGUUCCAUAUCGCAGGUUUCUUAGAAACGGGACUGACUCGGUCACUUAAUGUCACACUGUUCAUGCUAAUUAAAUUAUUAUAUGUCAUUUCUCACCCGCCUUCCCAAUAGUAAAACAAAGUUGUCGUCAGACCCACUAACAAGUAGAUUGUCUAGAAAGCAUUUCAACCUAACCACUCCUUCACCUUUUUAUAUGCGUGAUUUAUAUUGCACCAACCUAUGCUGCUGCGCUGUACAAAUAAUGUGAUUUAUUCCUGUUUGAAUAUUUAGCGGGGUCUCAUUCGGUUAUCUUGCCUGUAUUUGUUUACCAUCUAUUUACAAUGUAACCUGUGACUUCCCUGUUUGAAUGCUAUAUCCCACAAUCCCCUUCGUGUCCCUCUCCUCUCCCCCCCACCCAUUAGGUGUCAUUUUCCAGCACAGCUGGUGAUUCCUGGGCUUGUUUGUGUCGCCCCCCCCUCCCAUUAAAGAAAUGUGACCCCUUUUACAAACCCUUUCAGAGGUUUCAGCUUGUGUUUGGGAACACAAGCCAAGACCCAGGCUAAAGGCCUUUACAUAGCAUGCUGCCCCAUUUCUGUAGCACCCCCCCCUGCAAACCUAACUUAACCCUUGUUUUUUUUCCCCCCCUUCUUUCCUAGGUUUCAGCGGUUAGUUUCACCCACUCUCUGUACACAUAUCGUCUUAUGCCCAGGGUUCAAGAGUGCUGAGUAUACUGCCUGUGCAGGGGCCUGCUGCAUGCCAACGCCUAUGUUUCACUGUGUGUGUACUGCACUCCCCCUGUAUAGCACCCUGCAAGCGUCUUGCGUUACAGAUAGAAAUAGCCUGAGAAAUGCUCUGCCUGGGACCUCCAGCAGCGGCCAAAUGUCUAACUUACUGUGUACAUCGCAGCGUGGGACAGAACACUAUUUAUAUUUGUUUUUAUAUAUUUUCAUUACUCCAGUUUACGUUUUUAAAUUGACGAGUCCGUUCAUGGUUCUUGCAGUUGUGGUCACUAAGUUCUGCAGUGUUUUUUCUCUUAUUUUUAUAACCUAAUUCCUAAGACUCUAGCUAGAUCUCCCCUGCCGUUCAUAUAUAAGUCUUUCAUUAUUGAAGAAGUAGCCCUUGGUGUGCACAGCGCUGAUUGGCUGUAGUAUGCACCAAUAACAUAAGCUGUGAGUCCGCAUGGCAUGUACAAUGGAGUGAAUCUUCACUGGUAAAUGUCUUCUUCUUAUUUUUAUUUUUUUUAGGGACAAUUUCAGUUUUUUUGGCUCACAUUACACCCCUUCGUAACAUGUGACAUGUCUAAAAAUAAAAAAAAUCUUGGUGUAAUGGGAGUGAUUCCAGUGACUUUGUCAUUAUGGGCUUAAAAAGCAAAAGUUUAAACUGUUGUGUCCCUUUUUUAAUAGGGAAUGUCAUGUUUCAGGUAAAAGUAUGUCUGAUUCCAGGCCAUACAAUCAGCUGUUGCAUGUCUGUAAUUCUUUAACCUUGUACUGUGCAGUAUUUAUCUUGUCUUGCUGUUAAAGGUCAGAUCUGUUCAUUGAGUGCAUAACAAACAAGUUUUAGCAAUUUAUUCCUUUUGGCAACAUAUUUUAUUUAUUUUUAACCACUUUUAAUCUUGUCCAUGAACACGGCACAUUUAAGAGUGAAUAGCCCCGGGGUAUUUACUGUCUGAACCAGUGAUAGGAGGGAGUCUAUCUGAUGUGCCACUUUAAUGUACUGUACAGAAUUAGGGAAGUGGAAGCAGACGUGUCCCUUUUUAUAAUAUAGUCAAAGUUGGAAGCGCACUCUGCCCCUCACUAUGGAUUCCAGGGAGCUUCUUGGAAAGUCCUAGUACCCAAAUAGGACCAAUGAUAGACAAUUGUAGAAAUAAUCCAGGCACUCCAAUAGAUUCCAAAUUUCAAGGCAAUUUAUUCCUAACAGGGCUGAAACGUUGCUUUGUAGUUCCUGGUUCGAAUAAAUUGCCUUGAAAUUUGGAAUCUAUUGGAGUGCCUGGAUUAUUUCUACAAGUGUCCCUUUUUAUAGGCAGACCGUUUCCUACUUCGUUUUAGUAUUACUCUUUAGAUGUGAACCAGUUCCUGGUGGGAGUUUAGCCCCUGAGCCUGGACCCCAUACUGCAUAAAAAUGGAAAGUGGAGGAGCCCCCGUAGUCUUAGAUUUAAUUGGGGUUAGGAGUUUAUUUCCUAAACCAUGUAUAUAACUAGUAAGCUCACCCUAAACAAGUAUUGUCUAACUAUUGUUGGACUAGAAGUCCCAGAAUCCUCUGCUUGUUUUUGUAUUGUAGAUAAUUCUGGCUAUUGUAGUCCAUGUAGUCCAGCAGCGGAAGGUGGGUUGUAGUUUCGUCACACCUUUUAUUAUUUUUUUAUUUUAAAUUAGUGCAGUAAUCCCUCUGUUUCUGGUGUGUGGUGUGUGUUGCUGACACAGGUCCCCCCUAACUGUAAAGUCCCCCUCAAAGGAUGUUUCCAGAUGAGGGUGUCUCUGCAUGCAUCACUUUGUGAGAAUCUGUCUGUAUGUUUGCUCUGGUACAUUUCCUCCGAUUAUCAUGAAUUUUUUUUUUUUUUUUUAACCUGUUUUUGUUUUUUCCUCACCAGUUCCUGCGCGUUACAAAGCAGUAUCUCCCGCACGUUGCUCGCCUCUGUCUUAUCAGCACCUUCUUGGAAGAUGGCAUCCGAAUGUGGUUUCAGUGGAGCGAGCAGAGAGACUACAUUGAGGCUACGUGGAACUGCGGCUACGUGUUGGCGUCCAUCUUCGUCCUCAUCAACCUUCUCGGACAACUAGGUUAGACUUUCUGUGAUUCUUACCCUCAAUCCUUUUCUGACAUUUCAGUUUGCAGGUUGGAAGGUUCUAUCUAUUGUAAAAUAAAAACUUGAUUUGAAAAAUGGUGCAUGUGGCGUGCCACGUAUCCAAGCAGUUGGGUGCAUGCUGGGAAUUCUGGGAUAUUACUGUAACAGUGUGUUUGUGGUUUGUCCACAAGCCUCCCCAUACUUCUUUCAGGCUCUGUCGUAUCUUGUUGUCUAGCUCCAUUUGUGGAAACCCAUGAAUGUAGCGCUCUUGCCAGUUAAUGGUAGCUUGCAAUGUCCCUUUUGUAACUCCUAAGUGAAAUGAAAAUUAAACACAUUAACAAAAGAAAAAGGUGUUUUUUGAAUAAAUUCACGCGUGUACUUGGCAGCAAUAGUGAACCUGGUCAAUGAGAAUACGGAUUCUGUGAUGAGGUCUGUGCUUCCUCCAACUGGUAAUGCUGUUAUCUUCCUGGCUAUGGUUCUUUGAAGAGCUUAUUAAUUGUCUCUCGUCAUUUUAAAUAUUAAAUUUUUUUUUUUUGGGAACAAUAAGUAACACUAUUUCGUUUGCGGUGUGUUGCAGGUGGCUGUAUUCUGGUCCUCAGUAGGAAUUUUGUACAAUAUGCUUGUUUCGGGUUGUUUGGGAUUAUUGCCAUGCAGGUAAGUACACAGAAUUUGGUAAAUUGGUGUAUUAACUUACCGUAUUUUUCGCUCCAUAAGACGCACCUCACCAUAAGACGCACCUAGUUUUUAGAGGAGGAAACCCAGAAAAAAAAAUAUUCUGAACAAACUGUUCCAUAGUGUUUCUUACCAUGGGACAGUUUGUUCAGAAUAUUUUUUUUUCUCCCCUGUCCCAUAAUGAUCUUUAACCCUUCCUCCCCUUGUCCCUUAGUGUUCUGAUCCCAUAGUGUCUCCCCAUCCCCUUGUCCCAUAGUGUCUCCCCCUCCCUUUCUCCCAUAAUUACUUACCUGUCUUGGAGCGUGGGCCGGCUUCACAGCGCGCUCCGCGGUCCAGGAACUUCUAUUUCAGGUUCCGGUUUCCGGCGGGACUGAAAGGAAGUGUGCACUUCUUUUCAGUCCCACCGGAACCUGAAAUAGAAGUUCCUGGACCGUGGAGCGCGAUGUGAAGCCGGCCCACGCUCCAAGACAGGUAAGUAAAGCUUCACAUUCGCUCCAUAAGACGCACAGACAUUUCCCCUCACUUUUGAGGGGGAAAAAAGUGCGUCUUAUGGAGCGAAAAAUACGGUAAUCCUGGUUUGUAUCCUGUUAAUGAAAUUGUGUAGCUUGUGUUAAAACAAAGGUGUUUAUGUUUUGAAUAUCUCAUUGGUUAUGUCACCCUGAAGCCAUUUAAAUUUUACAAGGCUACUUAAAAUCGCCUAUCUCAGCCAUAACGUGUUAAGCCCACGCUGAAACCCACGUCAAAAAUUAGGGUGAAGUCAGCUGGUAUUUUAAAUGAGAAUCAAAAAUCCAUAUUAACUGUGUACAAAUUCAAUAUUUCAACCCGUUUUGAUCUUUUUCAAGAUCAACCUGUCCAAUCUAGAUCAGAGGUCAGGAACUUAAACCAGAUGGUGUUAUAUCUCUACAGCUAAUCGCUAUUUCAGCUGCUGGUUUUUAAAAUGACGAUCAGUUCUACAAGUAACUCCUGCUUGUCUCCCGGCAGAACGGGUCAUUUAUGUUGUGGUUCUGCUAGAAAUUAGGUAAUCCGUGCGUUGUACCGCAUUCGUUACAUGGCGGUUUGUAUUUUUAGUUUAGGGUUUUAUUAUUUUUUUUUAUUUAUUUUUUAUGUUAGAAAUUGUAAGGAUCCGUAUAACAGUGAUACAUUUUCAGUAUGUUCCUCAGGAAUCCUUCUUACACCGAAUGAAUGAAAAAUUAUUUAUUUUUUUUGCUUGCUCACAUGCUUGGGUCAUCUGUCGGCGUCUGGUGAAUUUGCAGAAAGGCUCCCCACCUGCUCACAUGCUUGGGUCAUGCACAUCUUUAAUUUAUUCUUCAUUCUUUAACAAUGUUAAUGGAUGAACACAUUAUUAAAUACCUUUUUAAUACUAAUGGCGCAACUAAAACAAGGAACUCCAAAAUUCACGUAUAAGCACUGAUUAUAAAAUGUCUCAUAUCUCUAUAACCAGUUAUCUACCCUGCAUUACACUAUCCCUAACAUUAAACCUUGCAUGAUUAUACCUAACUCCCUCUGAUUCCUUCUGCUAAUUUCAGUACUGAUGACAGUUGAGUGGUCUGUGACUGCCAUCUAGUGGCUGUUUUUUUACCAUGACGGGGAGGUUUCUUUCUCAUGUUCAUGUUGGCUUAGUAUCCUAGAGCAUACAUCCCAACCCAGUCCUCAAGUACCCCCUACCAGCCCAGGAUUUAGGGAUUGCCCAGUCGUGUCUUUGUUUUUAGCAAGGGGGGCUAGAGGGGAACACUCUAAACACAACAGGGUAAUCCCUAAAUCCUGGAUUGGUAGGGGGCACUUGAGGACUGGGUUGGGAACCCCUGUCUUAAAGGAUAAAAUGAUGCAUGGGAGCUUUGUGAAUUCUUGUUCUAAAUAACUGUAUUGACUAAUAUUUAGCAUGUUUUAUUUUGCAGACUAUCGCAUACAGCAUCUUGUGGGACUUGAAAUUUCUAAUGAGGUAACUGUAUAUAUGUGAGCUGGGAUUGGUUCUGGCUCAAAAUUAAAGCGGCAAUGUCAGCGUCUGGUGAAUUUGCAGAAAGGGUGGGAGGGGGCAGAUAAAGGUGAUUUCUACUCCUCUUAUCCUAUCCUUUGGCGGAAAGAGCCAAUUCCCUGCAGUCAUUAUUGGUGAUGGCGUCAAGGAGUGUUAGCCGGGAGAAUAUAUACUGAGACAAAGCAGUUUUAAUGAAAGUAGUUUCUACAUUGUUUCAGUAUAUCUCUUGACUGGGUUUAAAUUUCAGUGAAACUCCACCACAUUCAAUGAGUACUUCCUAAAGAUUUUAUAUGUAUUAAAUACUAAUUUUUCGGGGGGGUUACAGUACAAUUUUAAAGAGACGUUCCAGGUACCAUGAUGAUUUAAUAAAAUUUAUAUAUUUCCCCCUUUUUUUUUUUUUUUUUUUUUAUCACACCUGUGGGUCGACUGUGUCCUCCGGCUUUCAGUUGAUUAUCAUCCUCCACCCCCUGCCAAAUAUAACCAUCAUUUAUUUAAAAAAUUUAAAAGUGAUUGGCUACAUAAUUAAUAGAUUUCAGUAAUAAAUGGGGGGAGGGAAAAUGUUUGUUUAAUUGCAAGGGGUUAAUUGUGCCAGUAUGAGUUGAAUGGCAAAACCAUGAUCUUGGUUAAGGAAUGUAACUGUCCAGGCUCCUAUUGGUUGCCUGUGGGCUAGGGACAUUUGUGGUCAUCGUCUAGCCUCCAUACGUUUCCAGUGUCUGUACACUUACAAGUUUGAUGUGAGCUAAUUUUCUCUGCUGUUCUGUGUCUAGGAACCUGGCACUUGGAGGAGGUCUCCUGCUACUUCUGGCAGAGUCUCGGUCGGAAGGAAAAAGCAUGUUUGCUGGGGUCCCCACCAUGGGGGAAAGCUCCCCCAAACAAUACAUGCAGCUUGGUGGGCGCGUGCUGCUCGUUCUCAUGUUUAUGACUCUCCUUCAUUUCGACACCAGCUUCGUUUCAGUAAGUUCUGCUUUCUCCACCUGUCUGCUAGGAUCUUCUGAUACAAGUUGCUGGCUAAAUCGCCUAUUUCUUCCUCACUUAUACUGGAUCCUGUCUCCCAGAUUGAUGCAAGCUCUGAGAACAAUUCCUAUUGUGACUUAUGAAAUGUUGGAAAAGGAAUUGCACAUUAAAAAUGGAAAAUUGACCAGUAGUGGACCUGGAGCCAUUAUACAACUUCAGAUUUAUAUGUGGAGUUCCCUUAUCAAUUCGUCAUAAUAUCCAGUAUAUUGUCUAAAUUAAUGUUAUUGGGAAAAGUUUUAACAAGCAUUAACAAUAUAUAUUGGCAGUCUGUAAAGUGCACUGCCAACUAAGAAAAAGCACCAAUUCUAAAUGAACUGCUCCUUCCCUUAUCUAAAAUACAGAGAUUAUGUAGCAAUACAACUAACUUGGUUAAAAUACACUCUAUAUGCAUAGAUUGCAGAUUGUUUAGUUUUCUAUUUGAAAACGUGCUCUGAAAUAUAAACUCUGCUCAUGUUUUUAAACAUUCAGGUCACUCUUGAAACCUUGUGACCUAUAUUUAAAAAAAAAAAAAAAUGCUGUUAUUUUGUACUUUGGAGGACUUUAUUACCUCCAGAACUAUCCAGGUUUAAAGGGACUGUUCCAGCAGUAGACCAAUAACUUUGUACCAACCAAUAAUGGUAAAAACAUGCUGAUUUAACAUGUUUUGCCUGGUUGGUGCAAACAAAAACAAACUCCCAAUCCUCCGCUUGCAGCCUAACCUACCUCUCCGCACUACCAGUGUUUUCACAUUAAAUAGGAUUUCACUAAUAAACCACUGACCGCUGCCAGUCAACGUGCAUAAACUGCUGUCUAUUUUUACAAAGUGAUGUUAAUUUCUGAUAGUUAUUGUACAAGGAAUUAUUAACUUGUGUGAGUGUUCUUUCAUUCUCCAUUGAAAGCAAUGAGACUAGAGAUUGGCUGACAGAUAUCAGCCAGAUCCCAGUGUCUACUAGGAUCAGAGCCCGGUUAUUCUAUUGCUCACAGUGAAAGGUUUUGUUUAAAGAUUAAAUGUGUAUCUAUUUAUGACCGUAUAUUUUUAAAAUGUCUCUCUAGCUUCACUUCUGGUUUUAAUGAAAGCACAGUGGCCUCUAGUGGUGUACCUUUGGAUGUCGGAUACAUCCAAACCAUUCUUUAUCACAAGUAACUGACUGUCCGUCUUUCACCCUUCAGAUUCUGCAGAACAUUGUUGGUACAGCCUUGAUCAUCUUGGUGGCAAUUGGCUUCAAGACGAAGUUAGCUGCUCUUACCCUGGUCGUCUGGCUGUUUGCCAUCAACGUCUACUUCAAUGCCUUCUGGACCAUCCCAGCAUACAAACCUAUGCACGAUUUCCUAAAGUACGAUUUCUUCCAGACCAUGUCUGUGAUUGGUGGCCUGCUGUUGGUGGUUGCCUUAGGUCCUGGUGGAGUCUCCAUGGAUGAGAAGAAGAAAGAGUGGUAGUUCUGUCUCCCUCAGCAACAUCGCAACCUUGUAACUUGUAGAACGUCUUGGAUGAAAAGCAGAAUCCUGGUGAAACAUCACCCCUCCUGCUCCUAUGUUGCAUCAUCUCGAAUCGGAUUGCGUCUCCGGUUUUUACAAUGCCAUAUCUGUAAUCCUUUUUGUAGUACUGUUCAGAUUGAAUUGACUGGUUUCCAGUGGCUGCAUUAAGUGGAAGUUGUUCUGGAGAUGCUUUUGUUCCAGUAUAAAAUGCAGUAUGUUUGGGGCUGUAAGAGGGUUUUAGUAUUUGGGGUGUUUGACCUUCACCAUGAUGCCCGCCCCCCCAUCGCCCCCAACCCCUCUGGUUUCAUAUAUGCUAAUUUCAACUUUCAGGGCAGGAGGACUGUACGCAAUCUCUGUGAAUCUCCUCAGGUCCUGAAAGUUGACUUUGUUGAAUGGACCAGAGAAAGAUUUGUGCUGUAAUAGAAUGGGUAAAUACAGUUGUAUUAUUAUUUUUCCCCUACACAGCACCAAGUCCUAUUAUUCUGGCAUUAUAGUUAGAACUCUGUGAGGUCGACUGACUAUGUCGUGUAUUGCAUAACCUCCAUGUCAGUGGGUGUCACUGACCAAUAAGUGGAGCAAAGAAUUUCCUCAAGUUCAGCUUCAGAUGCACCCCUUUAAUGGUGGGAGUCAUGCUGUGAAUUGGGAUUCUCCUGUAAUAAUCAAUUUUAGGCUUCUCUAUAAGUUAAAGGAAACCCACUUUGCCAACGCAUCGUGGACAGCAGUUUAAAAGGUUGUUUUUAAAAAGUUUCUCACGUCAGACAUUACAGAGAGUCUCUGUAAGAUGAACCGUGUUUACAUAGCGCACAGUAAGAUAUAAGCAGUUUUUACUCUCCCAACCAGUCUCUUCUUUUACAGUAAUUAACACUUGGAUCAUGUUUUUGUGUUUUUUAUUUUUUUUUGUUUGGUUUUUUUUUUUUUUAAAUAAAUAUGCUCACCUUACAUCAUCUUUUGAAAUCACAGGAUAAAAUAAAGUUUAUGGAGAGUUUUUUCUUUCAUUCAAUAUAUUUCCCUUACCGACAGAAUGACAUCUAUAUCUAGUAAAAAAAUUGCAAUCCUCUAAAUCAGCGUUUCCCAAUUGGUGUUCCGCUGCAAUUUCGGGAAACAAAAUGGCUGCCGCUGAUAACUGAGACGGGCGGCGAGGGAGCACCCUCGCGUGCACCGCAGUGAUGUCCGAGCCGGAAUAUGUCGUCACUCAGGCCCUGGCAUCACUAAGAGGCGCGCAAGGGAGUUGAGCAGGAAGAUCACUGCUCCCUUGCCGCCAGCUGCUCAGCCCACUGGACCCCAGGGAAAUAGAGACUCUAUGUCAGCACUCCCAAAGGUAGGGAGGCUUGGUGGAGUGAAAUUAAAAAUAAAUAGUGUGUGUCUGUUAAGGAGUUUGUAUAUGUGUAUGUCAGUGAGCGUGCAUCUGUGAUUGUCAGUGUGUGUUUGUCACAGAGUGUAUGUCUGCAUGUCACUUAAAGUGUAUCUGUGUGUCAAGGUGUGUGUGUAUAUAUGAAUGUAUGUGUCAAUGGUUUUAUAUGUGUGUUAAUUUGUUUGUGUAUGUAUGUACGUACAUCAAUCAUAUGUGCAUACAUCCCAGCAAUCAAACACCAACACGACAAGCAAACACACUCCUACAAACACUAUACAAAAACCUCUGGAUUCAAAUUUAUAUACAAAUUAUCUUCACUCAAACACAAAUACUACACACAAAUGUACAUUGCAUUUAAAAGCGACCGCUACAUCCAAGCACACCCCUGCACGCAAAUGCAAACAUUACAUACAAACGCACCCCUAUAUCAAAACGCUAACAUUAUAUACAAACAGCAACUGUACACACAAAAGCACACCUGCUCCUAAGCACUACUAUCCGUUUACUAUCUGCGCUAUGGCGCCAACAUUUUUUGGGGGGUUCCAUGUUGUUAGUGCAAAUAUGUCAAAGGGUUCCAUGGGAAAAAUUAAUUAGGAACCCCUGCUCUAAAUAAAUUGAGGUAACUAACAAUAUUUCUGAAUAUUACACAGAUGACUUUAGAGGCCUAGGGUGGGUGUCAAUAUUUGAUGUGAGCCGCACAUAACUCACGUAAAGUGAAUCUUUUGGUGGUCAUUUCAUAUUUCACAAGAUCACUGAAAGUGACAGAUCUGGCGGCCGCAUGGUGCAUGUGAGUUAGGUUUUGCUUACUUCAAACUGCCCGUCGUGGCCUCUGCCAUCUUCAUGCAGUCUUCUUCGGCUCCCGCCACUUCAUUUGCCAGGAGCCACGUCAGUGCUAUAAUUUCAUGCAAGCGUGAUUUCAGCACGGACGUUUAUAGAGGCUCCUGGAAGACCGCGGGAGCCGCCAUAGAUCACGUCUGAAUCCCACAACCAUCAGUUGUGACAAAGGAUGAUGGUGGAACUCAGCUUUUGUCAUGCUCCGAUUUAUCGUAAGACAAACUAGUGGUGAAAUUCCAAUAUAGUCUCUUGAUCAGUAUUUUGAAAAAAAAAAAAAUCUUUAUAAAAUGCUAAAAAGUGAAACCUGCUUUAUUUAAACCGUGACUUGAAAAACGAUUUGGAAAAUUUAGUCCAAUAUAGCGAAUUUGGGGAAAAUUCUCCUAAUUGGCUAUAGUCACACCCUGGCUACUACUGCCUCAAAUUUACUAUUUUGAUUUUAUCCCACCACACAUCAGGGUUUAGUGCAGAGGCAGACAACUUUCAGCACUCCCGAUGUUGUGAAGUACAGCUCUCAUAAUACUGGCAAAGCAUCAAGGGAAAUGUAGUCCUAAACAUCUGGUGUGCCAAAGGUUGACUACACCUGGUUUGUGCAUAUAUCCAUUAAACGAGAAAUGUGAAUAUGUCUAAUAAGCAAAGGACAGAUCACUAUUAAAACUUUAUUUAUUUUUUAUUUCUAUUUUCAUCAAAGUGUUUUGUUUUUUCCCCAUUUUUUGUUUUGUUUAAAUUGUAUUUAUGUUGUAGCUUCCUUUUAGAGAGCGAUUCGUAAUAUGGUUUGUUCAUCACUGUAUUAAAAGAGCUUUUGUAAUAUUUCAACAAUUUGAGUUUCUGGUAAUUUGAUGGAGAGCACUGAUUUUGUUAUCAGCACUGAGAAGUGUGGGAUCCUGUAUCCCAUGGGAGGCCAGCCUUAGCCCUUCAGUUAUUCUGGGAUUGAAUAACCUAGCAUAUUGGGAAUUAUAGUCCAAUAACCGAAGGAGGGCUAGACAUGGACAGCCUGUUGUAUCCACCCCUAAGCAGCACAUCUCUUGAAUUAAAACAAUCUUUAUCAAAGUACAUUUCCAUCCACGUUGCUAGGACAAUGUGCUUGCUCCCUUUGGGUCUGUGUUUUUAAGGCUUGAUGAUAAUUCUAUUUUUAGUUGUUUUGGUCAGGACCUGGAAAUAUAAAUUAGGUUUUUAUCUUUCUUGAAAAUAUAAUCGUUCUUGUUGUUGAUAUUUUUGCUGGUCUUUCUUUGUUUUUCGAAUAUUUCUUUUUUCCCCCUCUACCCUAAUCCACUUAACAAAAUAUAGUCCUUAUCAUUCAGCCCAUGCCAACCACAAAUUGUGGCAGAUUACAUUUUUUUAAAAUUAUUAAUAAACAUAUAUUUAAUCUCCUAGUCCAAAAUAACCAAGUAGAACGAAUGGCUAAAUUGGAGAUUUUGUUUUACAUUUUUGGAUGGAGAAAAAUUCUUAUUGACUUUCUCCAUAUUUUCUGGUUUUGUGAAUAAAUUCUCAUAUUUUCAUCCAAGUCGCGUGGUGGUGGUUUGUUUGUUUUUUGGUUAAAGAUCACGUGGGAUAUGGGCUGCUAGAAUCUGCUUUAGACACCAUUUGACCAAUUUUUAUAACGGAUAGUGGCUGUAAUCUUUUGUUGCAUUCCCCCCCCCCCCUCCCCUUUACUAUUUUGCAUACCAUUUCUAAAUUGAUCAUUUCCAGUCCUUAAAGGGACACUAUAGUCACCCAGACCACUUUAGUUCAAUGAAGUGGUCUGGGUGCCGGGUUCCUCAGGUUUUAACCCUUCAG